This is a messenger RNA of Sciurus carolinensis (gray squirrel), 2979 nucleotides long. It is a transcript of the gene Plekhg6, whose product is annotated as pleckstrin homology and RhoGEF domain containing G6. Gene Ontology annotation, molecular function: guanyl-nucleotide exchange factor activity; GTPase activator activity. The record is from RefSeq and is a predicted model, not a curated record. Lineage: Eukaryota; Metazoa; Chordata; Mammalia; Rodentia; Sciuridae.
UGAGAAGGGACCUCACGCCCGCCUGAUGGGGGACCAGCACCUAUCUGCACAACGUUAGAGGCCUCCCCUGCUGAGGCCUCUCUUCUUAAAGAUCACCAACUCAGAGGGUGGGUCUUCCAUCCAGGUUGAGGAAGAAGGAAUGGAGCCCCACACCUGGCUCCCAGCUUCAUGGUGGUGUCUCCCAAAGGUUGGGGACCAAAGGUAGCUGGAGACCAGAACUCUUCUACUGAGCUGAUCUCUAAGCCUGAUAGCUGCCCCACCUCACCUCCCUGUCUCUGGCCUCGAGAGUCAGCCUGAGGGAAGGGGACCCCCCCCUUCACCUGGACAAUGGAGCUAUGACUCUUUGGAGGUAACCCAGAAGAGAAAGAAGGGAUGCAGGGCUUUGGUCCUCCAGAUGAGAGUCCCCUCCAGGGCCUCGUGGCCUCCCGCAUUAAGACUUAUGGGGGCCGGCGUCAAGCCUCUACCCAAAGCCCUGCUGGCAGUCUCUAUCCUCGAGCAGGCCCCAUACUGGACUGAGGAAGAGCAAAGGUUCAGGCCUAUGUCCCCUUCGUCAAGGGUUCUGGCCCUUCCCGAGGUCUGUCACCUUUGAUGUUGCGAGCAGAGCCUGAGAAGAGGCAUGGUCAUUUGGGAGCUGGUCCACCUCACUCCCCAAAUUCAAGGAAGUUGCCAAGGUCCAUGAGUUGGAGGUUGAGGCUCCACACGUUCAGCAUGUUUGGGAUGCCCCGCUUGCCCCCGGAGGACCGAAAGUACUGGGAGAUAGGAGAGGGUGGUGACAGCGGUGUGACCAUCGAGAAAUCCUGGAGAGAGUUGGUGCCUGGGCACAAGGAGAUGAGUCGGGAACACUGCCAUCCAGAAGCUCUGUGGGAGCUCCUGACUACUGAGCUGAUCUACGUGAGAAAACUCAAGAUCAUGACCGAUCUCCUGGCUGCUGGUCUGCUGAACUUGCAAAGAUUCUUCUCCUUCCUCCAGGUGUCAGCUGAGACCCUGUUUGGAAAUGUCCCCAACCUGAUUCGAGCCCAUCGGAAGUUUUGGGAAGAUGUGCUAGAACCCUUCCUGGAGGAGACUCGGGCUUCAGAGCCUCUGGAUCCCAUCAGCCUACAAAAUGGCUUUCUGACGUUUGGCCAGCGGUUCCAGCCCUAUGUUCAGUACUGCCUGAGAGUGAAGCAGAUCAUGGCUUAUGCCCAGGAGCAGCAAGACACUAACCCUCUCUUCCACACCUUUGUGCAGGUGGGAGAGACUCCUAAACCCCCACUCACCUCCCCUGGCAGUGGUGUGGAGAAGCACAAGCGCUCAGGGAGACAGACGCUGGGUGACUUACUUAUCAAGCCCCACCAGCGCAUCACCAAGUACCCGCUGCUGCUGCAAGCUGUGCUCAAAAGGAGCCCUGAGGCACAAGCCGAGAGGCCCUGGAUGCAUGGUAGGUGUCAGCUAUGGAGUCAUUUUCUUCGACACCUCAAUGGUCAGGUCCGCCAAGGUGAAGAGCAGGAGAGUUUGGUGGCUGCAGCCCAGCGCAUUGGAAACUACGAGGUGCUCGAGCCAUCCAGCGAGGAAGUGGAGAAGAACCUGCGUCCAUUCUGCACCCUGGACCUGAUGUCCCCCAUGCUGGGGGUUGGCCUUGAGCACACCAGGCAGCUGCUACUGGAGGGACCUGUGAGAGUGAAGGAGGGCCGAGAUGGGAAGCUGGAUGUAUACCUGUUCCUCUUCUCUGAUGUGCUCCUGGUGACCAAACCCCAACGCAAGGUGGAUAAAGCCAAGGUCAUCCGCCCCCCUCUCAUGCUGGAGAAGCUUGUGUGCCGACCACUGCGAGAUCCCAACAGUUUCCUGCUCAUCCACCUUACUGAAUUCCAGUGUGUCUCAAAUGCCCUCGUUGUACAUUGUCCCAGUUCAACAGAUCGUGCAAGGUGGCUGGAGAAGACCCAGCAAGCCCAGGCCACCCUGCAGAAGCUGAAGGCAGAGGAGUACGUUCAACAGAAGAGGGAACUCCUGGCCCUUUACCGGGACCAAGGCAGGGAGUCCCCCAGCACCAGACCCUCCACGCCUUCCCCAGAGGGCUCUCAGAGCAGUGCUGAGGGGAGGACUCCUGAGUUCACCAUCAUCAUCCCCCACCUUGUGGUGACUGAAGAUACAGAUGAAGAUGCUCCCUCUGUACCCGAUGAUACCUCAGACUCUGGCUAUGGCACUUUGAUGCCAAGCUCCCCCAAAGGGUCCCACUCCCGGCUGAACCGUAUGCGCCCCAGGGCUCUUAAGCGGGACCCUCGCCUUACCUUCUCCACCCUGGAUCUUCGAGAUGUUCCUUUGCGCCCCCAGCCUCCUGACCCCCAAGCGCCCCAACGCCGAAGUGCCCCUGAACUGCCAGAAGGGAUUCGAAGAGGGGGCAGUCUUCCCAGGGGAGACCCACCUACCUGGUCAGAGGAGGAAGAGGGGACCUCAGCGGGGAGGAAUGUGGUGGUAGAAACCCUGCACCGGGCACAACUUCGGGGGCAGCUCCCUUCCUCCCCAUCCCACACUGACUCUGCUGGGGAAAGCCCCUGGGAGUCCUCAGAAGAUGAGGGGCCUCUCUUCCUAGGCCCCAGCUAUAGCCCCCGCUCCCGCCCACUGGAGGCUGAGGACAUGCUUAGAGAGAUCCGGGAGGAGUUGGCCAGUCAAAGGAUUGAGGGAGCCCCAGAUCCUGGGGACAGCAGACCUCGGAAACUGACUAGGGCCCAGUUGCAGAGGAUGCGUGGGCAUCACAUCAUAAAACUGGACACCCCUCUGUCUACUUCAGAGGUAUGAGGAAUGUUGAGGCCCUUUCACCUUUCUCCCAGAGGAACUGUCACCCCAAGCAUGCUGGUCACCACCCCCAACCUGGACUCUACCUCAAGGACCACACUUCCCACUGAAAAGCUUGACUCAGGCACCUGCCUCCUGCUUUUUGGACAAUGGGGGUCAAGAACUGUAAAUUUAUGUAUCAUAGACACCCAGGAGCCCCACAUAAAAGUU